AUGCUUGUUGCUGAGGAGCCCGUGGAUGUGGUUGAGGAGGUGGUUGCUGAGGAGAGGGUGGUGCAUGAUACAGACACCAUCACCGUUAUAUCUACGGAGCCAUCAGUUCACACUGAUGGAGCUUUUCUAGGAGGACCUUCGGACAGGUUCGUUUUGACAGGAUAUGCUGACCACGUCGCUUAUAAGAUAUGGCAGGGCGAGAAGCGUCCAGUGCUGAAGCUCACUUCUCACGGGUCGAAGUUGAAGAACUUCCCCGAGAGACCGAUACUUGAGCAGGUGGCGAGGAUAGUUCGGGACUUCCAUUUGAUGGACUUUGCUGGAUGCUCCCUGAUGAUGCUGGACACCCCACUAUUAUCAGCUUUUGUUAAGAGAUGGCACUCGGAGACAUCAUCCUUCCAUCUUCCAUUCGGGGAGAUGACGAUGACUUUGGAUGAUGUGCAUUCCUUAUUUCAUCUUCUGAUUGCUGGUACAUUUUUUACAGCAAUUCAUAGGGACCAGGCGACGGCGGUGCACAUGGUGAUGGAUGCUUUAGAGUUUGAUGAGCUGGUUGUGCUUAAGGAGUUUGGUGACACUCGGGGCUUUCACCUCAGGAUGUCUUGGUUGAGGAAAGUUUAUCAUGAACUUGCUGAUGCAGGGAGCGAUCUUGACACCCCAAGUUGGGCUUGGGGAGUGGCUGCAUUGACGAUGCUAUAUACCGCGCUUGAUGCCGCAUCUCGUCCUGACACCAGACAACUUGCUGGUUAUUUGAGCUUGUUACAUACCCAGCGUUAUGCGGCUGCUGACCCUUGUGCGAGUAGAUGGAAGGCCAGACAUGCCCUUCCAGGAGGGGUGAUUGAGUACAGGCGGAAGCUGGAUGCUCUGACGCUGGAUGAUGUCAAUUGGACACCGUAUACAGGGUAUGUCAGAUGGGAGAGCCAUGUGGCUAGACACUUGCCCGAGAGGUGUCUACACCAGUAUGGUUGUAUACAGGGCAUCCCACGGCUGGUCCUAGAGACUCCAACUGGUUGCAUUGAUCGCUGGGCCGGCCCAUCUACCGCAACAUCUGAUGUUCCAGGGCCUUCAGGUACCAGGGCUUCUUCCGAUCCACCACCACCACUUCCACCUCCCGCAGGUGACCAGGACAGCCGCCUGCAGUACAUUGCCGUUCACUUGGAUAGCCUCAUGGAUUUGGUGAACCCUGAUGCUGAGGUUUACAGUAUUUUAGCUAGGUUGGCGGAUGUUGCCCGUGGAGGACCUGUGUAG
This is a messenger RNA of Vicia villosa (hairy vetch), 1242 nucleotides long. RefSeq names its product protein MAIN-LIKE 1-like. The record is from RefSeq and is a predicted model, not a curated record. The transcript has 6 exons. Lineage: Eukaryota; Viridiplantae; Streptophyta; Magnoliopsida; Fabales; Fabaceae. Gene Ontology annotation, biological process: meristem maintenance; meristem development. The coding region runs from base 1 to 1242 and encodes 413 amino acids.